Molecule: messenger RNA, 2013 nt
Organism: Anarrhichthys ocellatus (wolf-eel)
Lineage: Eukaryota; Metazoa; Chordata; Actinopteri; Perciformes; Anarhichadidae
Gene: hexb
Product: hexosaminidase B (beta polypeptide)
Exons: 14
Coding region: 78-1733 (551 amino acids)
Biological process (GO): glycosaminoglycan metabolic process; carbohydrate metabolic process; ganglioside catabolic process
Cellular component (GO): membrane; lysosome
Molecular function (GO): beta-N-acetylhexosaminidase activity
Source: RefSeq, a predicted model, not a curated record
GCCCCGCCCAGUUCCUUCCAUAUACCGCUGUCUAUGUCGUGACCGUCAGUCUCGUGACUCUGCCGUCCACUGCCAACAUGUUCUCUACUCUGCAGCUUACGCUAUUGUUGCUGGCCCUUGGCUUCUCACAGGGGCUGCAGCACAACUACAUUGACAAAUUCGACGAAGAGGCCGAGGCUGAGCGCGUUGUUGGGGCGUCAAAGUACGGGUCCCUGUGGCCUCUUCCGCAGAAAGUGAAAAUCUCAGAUAUUUCAUUCAAGUUAUCCAGCGCCAGCUUCAGGAUAUCCGACGCCAAAGAGUCAUCCGCCGGACCGGGCUGCAGCCUCCUGCAGACUGCGUACAGGAGGUAUUACGAGUACGUGUUUGGGAGCGCUAAACGGCAGGAGCUGAGUAAAAGCGGGCGAACAGGCCCCGCUGUGCUGCCGGAGCUGCAGGUGUGGGUCACAUCACCUGACUCUGAAUGUGACGGUUACCCAAGUGUUGCAUCGGACGAGUCAUAUGAGCUGACGGUGGAUCAGCCGUAUGCUGUCUUGAAAGCGCCGAAGGUCUGGGGAGCCUUGCAUGGUCUGGAAACGUUCAGCCAGUUGGUGUAUGAAGAUGAAUAUGGAGCUAAAAGCAUCAAUUCAACAACAAUCAGUGACUUCCCCAGAUUUGCACAUAGAGGCAUCUUACUGGACAGCUCUCGGCAUUUCCUGCCCAUUAAAGUCCUCUUGGCUAAUCUGGAAACAAUGGCAAUGAACAAAUUCAAUGUUUUCCACUGGCACAUCGUGGACGAUCAAUCCUUCCCAUACCUGAGCCGAACGUUCCCACAGCUGAGCCAGCAGGGAGCUUACCACCCGUACACGCAUGUGUAUACACCCGCUGACGUGAAGAUGGUGAUUGAAUUUGGCCGUCUGCGAGGCAUUCGUGUUAUCCCGGAGUUUGACACUCCGGGACACACGCAGUCUUGGGGCAAAGGCCAGAAAGAUCUGCUCACACCCUGUUACUCUGGCUCCAAACCCUCUGGCUCAUUCGGACCAGUGAACCCCAUCCUGAACACCACGUAUGACUUCAUGAGCCAGUUCUUCAAGGAGAUCAGCACCGUGUUCCCCGACGCCUACGUCCACCUGGGAGGGGACGAGGUGGACUUCAGCUGUUGGAAGUCCAACCCGGACAUUCAGAAGUUUAUGGCUCAGCAAGGUUUCGGACAAGACUUCAGCAAACUGGAAUCAUUCUAUAUUCAAAAACUCUUGAAUAUCGUCACCACGACCCAGAAGGGCUACAUCAUCUGGCAGGAGGUGUUUGACAAUGGUGUUAAGUUAAAGCCAGACACAGUAGUGCAUGUGUGGAUCGGCGGCGGGGCUAAUGAUGAGAUGAGCAAGGUCACGGCAGCAGGCUACACCACCAUCCUCUCUGCCCCGUGGUACCUAGAUUACAUUAGCUACGCACAGGACUGGCAGAAGUACUACAAGGUUGAGCCGCUCAGCUUCAACGGAACUGCAGAACAAAAGAAGCUUGUGAUUGGUGGAGAAGCCUGUUUGUGGGGGGAGUAUGUGGACGCCACCAACCUGACACCCAGACUCUGGCCUCGUGCCAGUGCUGUGGCGGAGCGUCUGUGGAGCGCCAUGGAUGUGACGGACGUCAAUGAUGCCUUCAACAGACUGUCUGUGCACCGCUGUCGCAUGGUGGCGCGUGGGAUCCCAGCUGAGCCACUGUUUUCCAGCUACUGUCCCCAAGAGUACAAAGGUAUCUGAAAAGAACUGACAGGCCGGCCAUGGGAACAGAAAAAGGAAAGGGAAGCGAAUUCGUAUACAAUCAACCCAAUACUUGUAUUUUAAACUGAAAAAUCAAAUGCCAAAUGCCUUUGUGGCAAUGUCACUGUACUGUACUGUACUUAUGCUCUUCGACGCAUCAUUCUUUACAAAUCUGCUCCACACAACUCUUGAUCUCAUCUAAUGUCAUAAAGCUGUUGAAUUUAUGAAUGCACUCUUUUUUUUAUGAAUGUUUGAUUAUAAAUAAAAUGUUGACAUUUUA